Macrosteles quadrilineatus (aster leafhopper) is the source of this 1652-nucleotide messenger RNA. It is a transcript of the gene Gbeta5, whose product is annotated as guanine nucleotide-binding protein subunit beta-5a. Gene Ontology annotation, molecular function: protein binding; signaling receptor complex adaptor activity. The coding region runs from base 231 to 1286 and encodes 351 amino acids. Lineage: Eukaryota; Metazoa; Arthropoda; Insecta; Hemiptera; Cicadellidae. Gene Ontology annotation, cellular component: cytoplasm; heterotrimeric G-protein complex. The record is from RefSeq and is a predicted model, not a curated record. Gene Ontology annotation, biological process: G protein-coupled dopamine receptor signaling pathway; G protein-coupled receptor signaling pathway. The transcript has 9 exons.
ACUAUUCCAUCGUCUGCAUCACUAAUGUUUACCUCUUAACCUUUUUGUUUACAAGUCAUAUAAACAAGAUUAGAAUUGUUUACAGUGCAGGCUAUUUAAAAGUCAUUUUACCGAUUGAAUUUUAGUUUUUCUAGUUGGUUGAUCAAAUCAGGUGAAUUAUGUAGUGAAGGGUUUUAAAGCUAUUUAGCACAAGAAGAUUUCUUUUUCUACAAGUUACUCCAUUACAUACAAUGGCUCAAGAUGCAAGUGUCAAAGUAGAAUCGAUUGAGGCACUUACAAAAGAAGCAAAUGAACUAAAAACAAAACUAGAAGAUGAACGUCAAAAAUUAAAUGAUGUUACAUUGAGCACAGUUGCAGAAAGACUAGAUGUUAUUAACUACUUGAAUAUAAAACCUCGGAGGGUACUCAAAGGGCAUCAAGCCAAAGUGUUAUGUUCCGAUUGGUCGCCUGAUAAGCGACAUAUUGUAUCUUCCUCUCAAGAUGGUAAGAUGAUUAUUUGGGACGCAUUCACAACUAACAAAGAGCAUGCGGUGACUAUGCCAACGACAUGGGUGAUGGCGUGCGCCUACGCACCUACGGGGGGAAUGGUGGCUUGUGGGGGUCUUGAUAACAAAGUCACCGUUUACUCGCUGGCUUUAGAUGAAGAUGUGGCAGCCAAGAAGAAAACAGUUGGAACUCACACAAGCUACAUGUCUUGCUGUACCUUUCCCAACUCUGACCAACAGAUCCUCACUGGUAGCGGAGACUCUACCUGUGCUUUGUGGGACGUAGAGUCUGGGCAGCUGUUGCAGACUUUCCACGGACACGCUAGUGAUGUCAUGGCCCUCGACCUGGCACCCUCCGAGACUGGCAACACCUUUGUAUCUGGGAGUUGUGAUAAGAUGGUGCUGAUCUGGGACAUGCGAACUGGUCAGUGCGUGCAGAGUUUUGAAGGUCAUCUAUCUGACAUCAACAGCGUCAAGUUCCAUCCCAGCGGAGACGCAGUAGCUACAGGCUCCGACGAUUCUACCUGUCGUUUAUUUGAUCUCCGAGCUGAUAAAGAAGUUGCAGUUUACACAAAGGAAAGUAUCAUAUUUGGAGCUAACUCGGUGGACUUUUCUGUCAGUGGUCGUUUGCUGUUUGCCGGCUACAAUGACUACACAGUGAACGUCUGGGACUCACUGAAAUGUGUCCGAGUCAGUUUGUUGUACGGACACGAGAACCGAGUGUCAUGUCUGCAAGUAUCCCCAGAUGGGACAGCUCUCUCUACAGGAUCCUGGGACUACACUUUGCGGGUGUGGGCUUAAGUAUUGAAUCUCCAACGUGCUGCAUUCUAGUCACCUCCCUUCAGUGCCAUCGUAGCAAUGCAUUUAACCGAAAUACUCGUAUAUCUGUAAACAUUCUCUUAGCGUCCUAAACAGUCCAGUGGUAAAGUAUUGUUUGUUUAUUAUUAGUCGACCAGUUAGCUGUUAAAUCUCUAUUCCAUUCAUUAUAGCUGUUAAGUUUCUAGGCAUUUAUCCUUGUUGAUGUUAAAGUAAGGCGUAUGUUGACCUUAGUAUUAAGUCUAUUUAGUGUUUACUAGUCAUAAUGUUAACUGUUAAACUGUUUAGGUCUCUGUUUUUACUUUGUUGCAUUGUUGCAAUUGACUCCUUAGUAAACGUGACACAGCUAAA